Messenger RNA from Lentinula edodes (shiitake mushroom), 1959 nucleotides. RefSeq names its product peptidyl-prolyl cis-trans isomerase. NCBI's taxonomy places the organism in Eukaryota, Fungi, Basidiomycota, Agaricomycetes, Agaricales, Omphalotaceae. The record is from RefSeq and is a predicted model, not a curated record. Gene Ontology annotation, molecular function: protein binding; peptidyl-prolyl cis-trans isomerase activity. The transcript has 11 exons. Bases 1 to 1959 code for a protein of 652 amino acids. Gene Ontology annotation, biological process: protein peptidyl-prolyl isomerization.
AUGACCGAAACUGACCCCUCCGUCCUUGGAAAACGCGCCCGGAAUAACCAAGAAGAGCUCAAAAAUGAUCAUCAAGUAGACUCAAAUAUGUCUGCUACCUUCGACGAUAACGACGACGAUGAUUUAGGGCCCAUGCCCAUGCCAGCUGGGGCUGAAGGCGUAUCAAAGAAGAAGCGGAAAGUGCUCGCUCAUGAAAAACUCUACCUGGAUCAUCUACCACAUACUGAACAAUAUUAUAAGAGUUUCAUGCACCGAGAUACAAUCAACUUCUGCUUGGUCACAAAAACAGAUUUUCUUAUCACAACAUCUGUGGACGGACAACUGAAACUGUGGAAGAAACAAGAUACUGGCAUUGAAUUUGUCAAACAUUAUCGUGCGCAUCUUGGCCCUAUUACUGGCGUCUCAGCAAGUACGGAUGGGCAAAUGUUGGCCACCGUGUCAGACGAUGGGAACGCAAAAGUCUUCGAUGUGGUGAACUUUGACAUGAUCAACAUUAUCAAAUUGGGAUUUACACCUCACGCGUGCUGUUGGGUGCACAAGAGUGGUCAAGGUCAAGGGUUGCUUGCCGUAUCCGAUGCCUCUUGUGGGACCAUCCGGCUGUAUGAUGGUCGAGGAGGUGAUGUGCCGCUAGAGACUAUUGAGAACAUACACCGUUUUCCUGUGCAUAUCAUCACUUACAGCGACAAGUUCAACACCGUUAUAACAGCCGAUGAAGGCGGUUUUGUGGAAUACUGGCAACCAGAAGAGCCGUUUGGACAGCCUGAGAAUAUACCUGGGAUGUGGUCGUACAAAAGCGAAACUGAUUUAUACGAGUUCAAAAAGUCUAAAUCAACGCCAACUUGUAUAACUCUAUCACCGAACUCGUCGUCAUUUGUGACUUUCUCCCUGCCUGAUCGUCAAAUCCGGAUCUUCUCAUUCCUCAGUGGAAAGCUGACCCGAAAAUACGACGAGUCACUGACUGCAAUUCAAGAGAUGCAACAAGCAGGGACAGCAGUCUACAAGGUCGAAGAUAUGGAAUUUGGUCGGCGACUAGCUGCGGAAAGGGAACUUGAACUUCCUGGUCCUGAUGGUCGAAUUCCUGGCCGUUGGAGCAAUGUUGUCUGGGACGAAGGUGGUUCGUUCGUAGUAUAUGGUUCCCUUCUUGGUAUCAAAGUCGUUAACACUGUCACCAAUCGUGUUUCUCGCCUUCUUGGUAAAGAUGAGUCAGUAAGGUUUUUAAACCUGAGUUUAUACCAAGGUGGUCCAUCGAAGAGAACUGCAGCGACUGCGGCAAUGGCAGCCUCAGCGAAUCCCCUCUUGGCCGAACGGCAGUCUCGCGACCCAACUCUGUUCUGUACUGGCUACAAGCGUCAACGAUUUUAUAUAUUCAACAGAUCGGAGCCCGAAGAUAAUAAGUCAGGUGAUCGAGAUGUGUUCAAUGAACGGCCAACCCGUGAAGAACAGAGCAUCGCAACUUCUGCUCCUGUUGGGAAAAGUGGACCAUCCCCCCUGGCCAACGCGGCGACUAUCCACACAACGCUUGGGGAUAUUCACAUGCGUCUUUAUCCCACACAAGCCCCCAAGGCAGUGGAAAACUUUGUUGGCCAUGCUCGAAGCAGCUACUUCGAGGGCAUUAUCUUCCAUCGGGUUAUACCUAAAUUCAUGAUACAAACAGGGGAUCCCCUCGGUGAUGGCACUGGGGGUACAUCGAUUUGGGGACGGGAGUUUGAGGAUGAGUUUUCUGAUGAUCUCAAACAUGAUAGACCAUACACUGUCAGUAUGGCCAAUGCCGGUCCUGGAACCAACGGAUCACAGUUCUUCAUUACCACCACUGCAACGCCAUGGUUAGACAAAAAACACACGAUUUUUGGGCGUGUGCUAUCAGGUCUCGAAGUCGUGCAUGCGAUAGAAAACGUCAAAACUAACAAGGCCGACAAACCUUACGAGGACAUCAAGAUUAUCAAUGUUGAUGUAGAGUAG